This is a messenger RNA of Exophiala dermatitidis NIH/UT8656, 1203 nucleotides long. RefSeq names its product allantoicase. The record is from RefSeq and is a predicted model, not a curated record. The transcript has a single exon. Gene Ontology annotation, molecular function: allantoicase activity. Gene Ontology annotation, biological process: allantoin catabolic process. Lineage: Eukaryota; Fungi; Ascomycota; Eurotiomycetes; Chaetothyriales; Herpotrichiellaceae. Bases 1 to 1203 code for a protein of 400 amino acids.
AUGGAAGUCCACGUCCAACCACCGAUCCUCUCCGAAGCAGGGACAGCAGUCGACAAAAUUGUCCCUCCUUCCUCAACGACGACCUCCUCCGGCGUGACAGUAACACCCAUCCCAGCAUCCCAAAUCGACAAAACCUUCUCCUCCUCAACUGUCCUAACAACAACCGUCCUCGGCGCCACAAUCAUAUCCUGCUCCGACGAAUACUUCGCAUCCGCCUCGAACCUCCUCACACCGACCCCACCCGUCCGCAAACCAGGCUACUUCGUGCACACGGGAGCAUGGUACGACGGCUGGGAAACGCGACGCCACAACCCCAAGGAAUUCGACUGGGUGGUAAUCAAACUGGGCUGCGUGGGGCGGAUCGAAGCGGUGGAAAUAGAUACCGCAUACUUUAAUGGCAACGAAGCUCCCUUUGCGGGCUUGGACGGAUAUUAUCUCCCCGAAGAUGAACAACAAAACAGUGGGAUUGAUAAGGAAUCAUUUUCUCUCUGGGAAGAAAUCUUGCCCCCCUCCAAAUGCGGACCUAGCCAGCGUCAAGCAUGGAAAGUGUCAGGACUAGGCAUCUCCGGCAAAGAGUUCAACUAUCUCCGGCUCAAGCAGUAUCCUGACGGCGGAAUUGCUCGACUAAGAGUGUACGGUCAGGUUGCGCCGCCGCCUCUCCCACCGUCAGUUUUGUCCGGUGAGACAGAGAAACCCCUAGAAGAUCUCGCGUACGCUCUCAACGGCGGGGUGGCGAUCGAAUGCUCCGAUCAACAUUUUGGCGGAAAAUCCUAUCUUUUGUUGCCUGGUCGGGGCAAGGAUAUGGGUGAUGGAUGGGAGACGGCUCGAAGUAGAGAGAAAUGUCAUGUCGAUUGGGUUAUUGUCAGAUUGGGACUCAAGGGUCGGAAAGUUGAAAAGGUCGUUGUCGAUACGAAGGAUUUCAGGGGGAAUUUCCCAAAGGCUGUGAGAAUCGAAGGGUGGUCGGUUGAGAAAGCGAAAGCCGCGUUGGGAACGGAACCGGAUCCAAAGGUUGAUGAUGAGGGUUGGGUGCCGUUGGUAAAGGGGGAGCAGCCUUGUCAGGCUGAUACAGAACAUGUUUUUGAGGGAGGGGAUUUGAGUAACGUGGGGGAUCCUCCGGAGGGUCGGGUUUGGACGCAUGCGAAAAUGACUAUUAUCCCGGAUGGCGGUGUUAAGAGGUUGAGGAUCUUUGGGAGGAGGGCGUAG